This is a messenger RNA of Colletotrichum phormii, 5325 nucleotides long. RefSeq lists its product as uncharacterized. Gene Ontology annotation, cellular component: NuA4 histone acetyltransferase complex. Bases 1 to 5325 code for a protein of 1774 amino acids. NCBI's taxonomy places the organism in Eukaryota, Fungi, Ascomycota, Sordariomycetes, Glomerellales, Glomerellaceae. The record is from RefSeq and is a predicted model, not a curated record. The transcript is spliced from 3 exons. Gene Ontology annotation, biological process: DNA repair. Gene Ontology annotation, molecular function: chromatin binding.
AUGACUGAGGUCGGGCCUGCCGACCGCUCCAGGCUUUUGCGAUCCAAACGCGAUGAAUUUAGUUCAAUUGUAACAUCGAGGAAGCGGAAGCUCCGUCAGCUCUUCGCUGUCGCGACCGAGGGCGAUGCACUCCCCACAAACGACUUCGCAAAUCCUGACGCGCCGCCCGCCACCGCAGCCGAACUUCAGUUCCUGCAGGCCUGCGACAUCUCACAAGGACGGAAGCUCAAUGAAGCGAAUGUUCCUGCUCGACCUCAGCUGCGCUACGAUGUCCUAAGACAGUCCCUCGACAACUCUGGCCUCUUUGCACCAGAGCCAGCGCCUGCUCCUCCCGUAAAGCAAGAUGCUGCCCUCCCCGAAACCCAAACGAAGAGCGCUCCUACACCGUCGCCAAAGCCGGCUGCAGCUGCAUCAAACGUCCCGAAUGGCGCUGCACCAUCACCUCGAACACCUGCGACCUUCACCCUUCCGCCCUCACUUCCACCGAAGCCCCCGACGCCUGUGCCUGCUGCAGCGACACCAAAUCGACCCGAUGCCUCCAAGCCACCCACGUUGGCUGCCUCAGGUCCGCCACCGCCAUCACCUGUAGCCGUUCCCACGAAGAAUCCUCUGCACGCAUCGCGACAAGAUGCCGCAGAGACAACAAGUACCGCAGCUAUCGAAAAGCCCGUCCCAGCGCCCCUACGAGAAAAUCCGAAUGGCAUCUCGAAGAAGGCCCAACCACGAAAGGGCGAUGCGCCACAAGCUGCGCCCAGUCCAUCCGUUGUAAAGCCACCCGUCGCACAGCUUCCUGCUCGUCCAGACUUCAAAAAGGCCGAGGAAACGAUUCCCGUGGCUGCCAAACCUCCGCCCGACUCAGCAAAGGUAGCCGACGGAGCUUCAUCACCAGGCUCAACGACGCAGACAGCCGCGACUCCUGCUGUGCAUGACGUCUCAACAGAUACAAGCCCCGAAAAUGAAGGCCCUCAGUAUGUGGAGCGGCAGGCCACAUCUAAUGAAAGAAAGGCAGUAGGUAAGGCAGAGGAGGCUAAGGAGACCGAAGGCGGUGCUUCCCCUGAUGCAGAUUCGCCCAACGGCAGAAUACCAGAUGGACCUGAAGCACAGCUUUUGCAGGAGUCUAUGGCGAUGGACUCUAAGCCAACACCACCUGUGAGCGAAACACCUGCGAAGAAAGCGUCGCCUCCCACGACAUCAGUGGUGCCCACGCCGCCUCCGGUUGAAAUCAGAGCUCCAGGGCCUACCGCAGCAAAGGUCAUUACACCCAGUGUGGCCCAGAGUGCUACUCCCGCCGCCGAGCCGCCUACGGGCCAGCCGGUCAAAGACACUCCGGACAGCCAGGAGUCUCAGGCUCCCGAAAAAAUGGAUGUGGAUCAACCAGACGUCCAGUCUGAGGGAAAACCUUCCGUUGAGGUACAAGCGACACCUGUUGGGCCCAGCCAAACGGAGAUGCAGACUCCUCAAGCUUUCAACCAAGCUCCACAGACGCCGCAGGACCCAGAGCGAGCGGUAACUCGAACGGCUUCUGGAACAAUAAGACAGAAGUCAGUGGCCGAAAUAUUGGGAGAAACAAGUCCAGAGACACAAAUGACUGUCAAAAUGCCCGCAAGUCAACUUACACCUCUUACCUCCACGCCCCAGUCUCCGCCCUCGAGGCCAAAGACGUUUGCCAACAAGAAGAAGGACAAGGAAAAGGCAAGAAACAAGCCUUCUGAAGUUGUGUUUGGCAAGCAGACGAAACGAUCAGCAGACAAGUCUAUGGUGCCUAGCCAGCAGAAGCAAAGUUUUCUGCCGACAGAUGACUAUUUCACACCACUCUUUGUGCAAGGUUUUACACAAACAUCUAAAUGGAUGAAGCCGAUAGAGGUGAUACUUAACCAGUCUCACAAGACGGUGUCUACUCCGGAUGCCUACGUCGCUAUCCAAGACAACCAGGCAUGCCGAGUGCUUCGUCGCGUGUAUCAUCUGCAACAGCACGACAAAUGGUCAUUGCGACAGCCAAAGAGGUGUCCGGAGCCUAUUCGCCCGGAAUCUCAUUUGGAUGUGCUGCUUCAGGAGAUGAAGUGGAUGAGGACGGAUUUCCGGGAAGAAAAGAAAUGGAAACUUGCAGCUGCGCGGAAUCUCGCUCACGCCUGUGCCGAAUGGAUCGCUUCAAGUGAGGAAGAACGCAAGGAGCUCCAAGUUCCCGCGUACAUUCCGCCCAAGGAGCAGCCGGCCGAGCCCGAGACCGAAGGCGAUGCCUCCAUGGCCGAUAUCUCACUGGAUGUGGUCGAUGCGCACGCAACUCCCGAGCUGGUACCUUCAGGUGACCUGGAUUCACCCGAACACGUCGACGAGCUACAUGAGGAGGUUCUCCAGACUGUGGCCCCGUCUGCAAUCUUUGCCCUCGAAGAUGACGACGUUGUUUUCGAGCUCCGAAGUUCACCGACCGCAGACCAGCUGCUUCAGGAGCUUCCGAUGUACGGACAACCACUCAAGAUCCCGGCGUUUGAUUUCACCGUUCCCGAAUUCGACCCCGAUGCGCACUGGCGUCGCCCUGCUCUUCCCCUGAGCAAAUACGUGGAAGGCGAGAUGAAACUUUCUUCGGAUGGACCACCCAGAAAGAGGAGUCGUUACCAGUACGAAGAGGAAGAGGAGGAUGACGACGAGAAGGUCGUGUUUGGAUCUCAGCCCGCAAAGAGGAUGAAGCUACCGCCGCAGAAUGCUGAUGUGGCCCUGUUUAACCCCGAAAUGAAGCCGAUUCGAGACCGUCUGCACGCCGGCCAUCAGUUCCGCCCUCCGGCGGAAUACCAGAUGCCCAUGCAAAGCUUCUAUGAAUGCCGCAGCCCCUCGCAAUGGACAUUGGCAGAGGAUGACGAGCUGCGGAGCCUGGUCCGCGAGUACUCAUACAACUGGUCGCUCAUAUCUAGCCUUCUCACGCCUAGAUCCGUUUUCACAUCCGGCGCUGAGCGGAGGACGCCUUGGGAAUGCUUCGAGCGAUGGAUCAAUCUGGAAGGCCUCCCCACGGACAUGCAAAAGACGCAGUACUUCAAGGCGUACCAGAACAGGAUCGAUGCUGCCAACCGUGUCAUCAUACAACAGAACCAGAUUGCGCAGCAACAGGCUGCCGGCUCAGCGCCGCCGACAACGCCGGUCGCAAGACGCAGACCUUCAACGCCGCUCAGAGUCGAGCGACGACGCAACCAGAAGCACCUCACGCUGAUCGAUGCUAUGAGGAAGUUGGCCAAGAAGCGCGAGACUGCGGCUCAGAAGCAGCAGCAUGCCACCCAGAUGGCAGCCAUGCGGAAGGCCAACGAGGCCGCGCAACCCAGAGGACCUACCAAGACACCUAGGGAUUACAGCUUGAUGAGGUGGGAGCGCGACCAGCAGCUUGCCGAGAAGGUGGCCCAGUUCCAUCAGCGCCAGGAGGCCCAGAGACGCAUCACGAUGCAGCAGCGAGGCCAGGUCGCCGCACAGAUCGCCACGACGCCCGCCGCAGGCCAAGUACCGGCAGGCGUCGCGGGUCAAGUCAACGGCAACAUGGCCCGUCCCAACAUGCCUAAUCAGCUCGCCGUUCCGGGUCAAGCAGGCCGAGGUCGUAUGCCCAUGCAGGCUCCGACCGCGAACAUGGGCGGAGUCCCCGCUCAGAUGAGCGGCCUCGUGCCUCCCAUGCCAAUGAACGGGGCGCAGACAGCUCAGAUGCAGGCGGCACUGCAAGCUCAGCACAGGAUGCCUAUGCCCAACCCUCAGCCUGAUGUUAAUCUCAUGAUGCAGGCGCGGCGUAUCUCUGAGCAGCAGCGACAGGCUGUUCAGCUGCAGCAGGCUCAACAGCAAGUCCAACAACAGGUCCACCAACAGCCGCAGCAACAACAUCAACAGCCCCAACAGCAGCAACAGCAACAGCAACAGCAACCGGCUCAGCAGCAGCAGCAGCAACAACAACAACAACAGCAACUGCACCAGGGAACACCGACAUCUCAUGCGUCUCAGUCUCACUCUCCGCCAAACAUGCGGCCCGCAUCAGUUAAUGGCGUCCACGGCGCUAACGGCGUUAAUGGUGUCAACGGCGUCAACGGUGUGAAUCAGCAGAGCUUCAUCGCCAAUGCUCAGGCUAAUGCCCAAGCCAUGAUGGCAUUCAACGCUGCUAAUGGUGGUGGGGUGGCUACGUCUCCUGCCGGUGGUCUCCAUAUGCCUAACGGCACUUCAGGUUCACCUCGCCCCCUCACACAAGUGCCACCCGGAAUCCAGCAACAGCUUAGUGCCCUGGAAGCCCAAUAUCGGCACAAGAACCCGACCUGGACACCUGAGCUCGUGCGACAACAUGCUACGGAGCAUCUCACUCGCCUGAUGAUUCAUCAGAGGACGACCAUGUCUCAAAAUGCCAUGAACGCGGCUGCUGGCGGUGGAGGCGCCUCAUCUCCGGGUAUUGCUAAUGGCAUUGCUGCCACGACUAGCCCUCAUCAGUAUGCUGCUCUUCUUAGGCAGCAGCAGCAACAACAACAAGCGGCAGCAGCGGCACAGAAUGGUCAGGCUCCGAAUGGGCAACACCAGCAAGCCCACCAACAGCACCAUGGCCAGCAACAGGCACAGCAACACCAUCAGCAGCAAAAUGGUCAGCAGCAACACGUGCAGCCUCAGCAUACGCAACACCAGCAGCAGCACCAGGCACGGCCUCAGUCCACGCCCCAGCCCCAGCAUACGCCGCAGCCUCCGCAGUCUCAGCAGGUUCCGAAGCAGGCACACACGCCUCAGCAAGCACAGCAGGCUCAGAUCCAAAGGCCUCAGUCGGCUCAAUCGGCCCAGGCUCUCCACGCUGCACAGCUUCUCCAGGCUCAGAAGCUCCAGCAAGCUCAGCAAGCCCAAAAGGCCCAGCAGGCUCAACACGCGCAGCAAGCUCAAAAGCCACAGCAGCCGCAGCAACAGGCUCGACAGUCGCCACAGGUUCAACAGGCCCAAAAGGCGCAGCAAUCGCCGCAGGUCCAGCAAGCUCAAAGAGCACAGCAAUCGCCGCAAGUUCAGCAGGCUCAGAGGGCGCAGCAGUCGCCGCAAGUCCAGCAGGCUCAGAGGGUGCAGCAAUCACCCCAGGUCCAGCCGGCACCAAAGGCACAGCAGUCACCCCAGGUUCCGCAGGCUCAACAGGUUCAGCAGGCACAGCAAUCGCCGCAAGUCUCACAGCAAGCUAAGCCAUCUCAGCCGUCCCAGCAGGUUCAACAGGCUCAGCAGCAGGCACAACAGAAAGCCCAGCAGCAGGCUCCGCAACAGGCUCAGCAGGCUCAGCAAGCUCAGCAAGCCCAGCAGCAGCGCCAAGCCAGUGGAAGCGCCACACCAUCUGCUACGCCCGCGCCCUGA